AUGGCGGCUGCUCACCUGGUGGUGCUGCUGGGGUUGCUGCACAUGCGGCUCCUGCAGAGGUGGUUAGCCAGCAUACGCUUCAGUGCCAAGAAGCACAAGCGACUCUUGGUUACAUUUCCCCCCUCGGUAGAGAAUGAUCUACGCUACUGGGGGUCCCCACAACACCUGUUACAGGGAACAUCGCUCGGACGAAUAAGCCUCGAGAGUGUCUGGCUUCGUGAAUGCUUCUUCCAAGCCUACAGAUGCAGAAUUGGAGCAGGCGAAAGCCGCCUAGAUGUUCUUGGUGUUGGAAGUGGUGGAGGGGAACUGGAUGUCCAGUUGCUCUCUCUACUGCAGUCUACAUUCCCUGCUGUCCCGAUCACAGCUGACAUUGUGGAGGGCAGCACUCAGCUCACAGAAUUCAAAGCUCUGGUAGCAAAGACCACCAACCUUCAGAAGAUCCCAUUUACUUGGCAUUUCAUGAGAAGUGAGAGCUAUGAGAGGGAAGUCAAAGCAAACAGAGGCAUGAAGACAUUCGACCUCAUACACAUGGUUCAUAUGAUCGGCUAUGUGGAUAACCUCGCCGAUACUAUUAAGUUCUACCACAGCCUUCUGAAGAACAAUGGCAGGCUUAUGAUCAUUGUUUCAACAGCUAACUCUGGCUGGGACACCCUGUGGAAGACUUACAAGGAGGAGCUGUGUGUUGGUCGCAUCACAGAGUACUGCACAUCGGUAGAUGUUACCGCCUGCCUGAAGAGCCUGGGACUGAAAUACGAGGAGCACGCCAUUCCCAUUACCGCCGACAUCUCUGAGUGCUUCGAUCCAAGCAGCCAGACUGGAGAACAGCUGCUGAGUUUCUUCACAAUGAAAGAUCACUUCCACCAGUCCUUCACCCUGGAGAUCAGAGCAGGCAUGUUAGACCUCCUCAGAAACAAGUGCAGCACUGAAAAAGAUGGCAAGUUAUUCUUUAACGCUGAUUCAAGCUGCAUACUUGUUUAUGCUUGAGUAUGUUCUAUGGACAUUUUUUUUUCAUAUAUUCUGAUUUCUCUUCUCCUGCGAUUUGAUCAAAAGUACAGUGUAUUUUCCUGUUGCUAAGAUUGAGUUUACCAUGUGCAGUAGGCCUAGUAUUCAGUCUCUUUAGUCUAUAUUCACCUCAUUUACUCUGUAUACACACUCUGAUGAAAAAUUUAAAUAGAAUAUAUUUAGCGACUAUGCCUUAAAACUUAAAAGUGAUGCAAGACUUUGUUACGGCUCUAAAUUGUACAGGACUAUGGCGUGGAGAAAUUGAGUUACAUUAUGGUGCAUCCAACUCAGUAAAAAUGACUAUUGAGCGAAGGUAAAUUAAACCUCAUCGUGAUCACAGUUGUUUGUAGGAGAUGUUUUCACAACAAUAGAAAAUACAUAUUAGAGAGGGAAUUAUGACUUGUUUAACUUCCUAACACUAGCUCUAAGUAGCUUGCCAAGAUUUUUCUUUUUUUUGAUCAAAGCAAAUAUUUAAAUAAUCAUUUGAAUUGUGUGUUUUUAUGCAAACAACCACUUUACAUGACAAUAUUGACAAAAAAUACAGUACAGUACUGUGUAGGCUACAGUACCCUCCCUACCCAUCCCCACGUGUGAUCUGAUCUCAUUUCCCCGCUCUAUAUGCAAAUAAACACGUAGUAAACACACGGCUAAUACAGCAGACGUUGUGACGUAAUAUUACAUGAAUGUCUGUAGUAAUAUCCUACAUAUUCGUGAAUUCGGGUACAUUUUAUUAACAUUUUUAGAACAUCAAAAUAUAAGGUUAUUGUACCGGCGGUCCCCGGGGUUAUACUUUUAAAUCUACCACAACUGGGCAGGAAAAAGAGACAUACAGGUAGACUGGAUAUAGGUACGUACAGUAUAUAAUGGUGUCAAUAAUUGCCUUUAACAUAGAUGAUGUGCUGCUUGCAAAUUUCCCCCUUGGGACUAAUAAAGGAUUGUCUUAUCUCUUA
This is a messenger RNA of Sebastes umbrosus (honeycomb rockfish), 1952 nucleotides long. Its product is annotated as histamine N-methyltransferase A-like. Bases 1 to 984 code for a protein of 327 amino acids. Lineage: Eukaryota; Metazoa; Chordata; Actinopteri; Perciformes; Sebastidae. The record is from RefSeq and is a predicted model, not a curated record. The transcript has 6 exons.